Molecule: messenger RNA, 3609 nt
Organism: Funneliformis geosporum
Lineage: Eukaryota; Fungi; Glomeromycota; Glomeromycetes; Glomerales; Glomeraceae
Source: the annotation of a GenBank genome assembly
AUGGAAGGAAAUUCAAGCCAGUUUUUGAGAGACAAAAAGGAAAAUGGAUCGAAUAAUUUAAAAAAUAAUGUAAAUCGAAUCUUAAUUAAAUUAGAGGAAGAUGGAUUCGUUACACCAGAUGAAAAGGUUAAAGAGCUUAUCAAGGAGGUGAACGAACCAAAACGUUUACUUGCUUUAAAGUUACUUUUUGAAGAUUUGCAAAGUGAAUUUUCAUCCAAAGUGUUAAUCAAUUCAUUAUUUGCAUUAGCCGAUCCUACCCCUUUUAAUCUUUAUUAUUCAAAAGAAAGUGUCUCAGUGUUGGAAUUGCAUUUACGUACUUGGAUAGUAGUUUUAGAAAGGAUUUGUUUUUCACCAAUAAGACUUACUAAAGAACUUCGGGAUAAAGUUUAUAAUUCUUUGGCGAAAUUUGCAGAAAUUCAUCGAAAAACAACGCAAGUGAUGGAAGAAGGACUUGAGAAUAACUUUAGGUAUAAUUUUAAUCAACAAAUCGAUGAUAAGGAUGAUGAAAAAAUUAUCAAAAAGCGAAAUUAUAAUAUAGAUUUUUUGCUAAUACACUUGCGUGAUACGCUACAUAGCCUUCGUGAUGAUGAACAUUGGCUUCAAGAAAUUAUGCGAAGAAUGAAAGAUAUACUUAAAGCUUUCCUUAAUAUUACUCCAGGUGUCUUGUCGAUUGUGGCACCUGAAGCUAUUAUUCCAAUCGACAAUUGCGCGAUCUGGUCAAUACUUGCACAAUUACGUCUAGGCCUGAGUUUCAAAUAUGUAGCAUCUUAUUAUGUGGAUUGGAGAAUUAUGUUAAUUAUUCGCCAUAAUAUUGUUGAGUGGGCCGAAGAUUCUAAAAAGAUAAUUAGUAAAAAACAUGCUGAAAUGAUCCUAAUGGAAUAUCUUUGGAGCUUCUUGGAAAGAGAAUGGAAUCAUGUUGCUGAUAAGGCUAUUUUGGAAUCUCAAUCGAAAUUCGAUGAAGUAUCAAAUAAAGUUUCAAAGACUUUAAGAAAUACCAGGAGUCUUUUAAGCGAUCUUGCUGGAAAUGAACCUAUCGCAUUACCACACACUUUAUGGUUUGGAAUAUUGGAUCUUGCACAUGACCUUAUCAAAACUUCUUCUCGCACGGCCACGCAUGGCCUUUGUUACUAUUUGGCAAGCGAAUCACUUAAGAGAGCACCAAGCAGUUUCAUUCAAUUUAAAACAAUCGAAAUAUUGUUAUACCUAAAUAGCAUUAAUAAUAAAUUAUUCUCAAUCAUAGAACUUGAUUUUCAUCAAUAUACAAAUAGAUUAAAGGAGAAUAAUUUUUUAAAAAGUUCUUCAGAAAAAUUCCAAAAUAUACUGGUAUUUGCAAAAGAAAAACACCUUGAAGAUCUUAAGUUAAAUGAUGAUGAUGAUGAAACUAAAGGAAAAGGAAAAGGAAAAUGCUCGGUCAAAAAUACAUUAGUUGAUCAUGAGCAUCUAUCGAAAUCUUAUCAUAUAUUAGAUCUUAUCGCAAAUGAAAUAACUUGUCCAAUCAGCCGUGAACCAACUAAUCAAUUAUGUAUUUUAAAAUGUCAACAUGAGAUAUCAUUAAAUAGUUUAAAAAAAUUAAAACAAACAACAUGUCCUCAAUGUCGAGAGAAAAUUGAGGAUAAUGAGAUCAGAUAUGUAUCACAAAAUACUAUUUAUAAAAAUUUAUAUUCACAAUUCCUUGAAGCUGGGCAUCUUGUACCAUUAUACGAAUUAGAAAGUUCGGAUCAAAUUAAGGGAAAUCAAUACGAUAGUGAUUCAGACGAUAUAUCGGAAAUUGAUCUUAUUUUAACCAAAAAGAAUGAACUUAAUAAGACUUUGAAAUUAAAAUCAAGUAUAUCAUUACAAUCAAUAUUUCAAAUCAAAAGUUCAAAAAAGCAACACCCAAUAUAUAAGAAUGUUGUGAGCAAAUUGUCGGAAAAAAACUAUGAUCAAGCCAUAUUUUGGUGUCAAAAAUUUCUGGAAAAAUUUCCCAAAAGUUAUUCUAUGAGAUGUAUCUUAGCAUAUACUUAUAGGUUUAUUAACAAUUAUAAACAAGCACACUUAUAUCUCAAUGAGGCCAUUAGGUUAAAACCGAAAAAACAAAUUGCACUAUAUAUUCGUGGAGAAAUAUAUUUUAGGCAAAAAAGAUAUGAGGAGGCAAUAGAAUGUCUUAAAAAUGAGGAUUCGAAGAAUUUAAAUUUAAUAGUUGGUUUUAGUUACCUUAUUUGUGGAGGAUAUCAUUAUUGGUACGCUGCUCUGCGUAUAUUUAAUUCUGUACUAAAAAAUGAUCCAAAGAAUUAUUUAUGCCUCAAGUAUUGUGUUUAUGCUAAUGAAAAACAAGGACAUUAUUUAAAUGCUUUAACAAUAUUAGAUAUAUUGCUAAGUAUUAAUAAGGACGACUCAUUGAUUUUGUGCUAUUACGGUGAAGUUUUAUCAAAUUUAGAAAGAUAUAAUGAAGCAAUAUCAUAUUUUACAAAAGCUAAUUUCAUUGAUCCAGAAAAUGUUUAUAAUUUAUGCAAAAGAGCUAUCACAUAUUAUUUACUUGAAAUGACGAACGAAGCUUUACUAGAUCUUAAUAAAGCUUUGCAACUAAAUUCAUCUUAUGAUUUAGCAUAUUAUUAUAGAGGACUGACUUUUUAUACGAUAAGAGACUUUAGCAAUUCAAUUUUAGAUUUUGAAAAAUGCGUACAAUUAAAUCCCAGCGAUAAUGUGGCAAAAGCACAAUUAUAUUAUUUAGAAUAUCUGCUAGCUAAGAAGAAUAAUAAAGUUAUAGACCGUUUUAUUAUCGCAAAAAUUAAUCAAAUUCCUAAUAUUGAUAUGGAUAUAUCUUCAAUUUUUAUAAGAUGCAAAAUAUAUAUUGAAUUAGAACAAUAUGAUAUGGCAUUAAUUGACUUUAAUAUAUUGUUUGAAUAUAACAGAUGCAAUAUUUCGUAUACUUACUUAUUACAAAAAUAUUCCAAUUUUUGGAAAUAUUUAUAUAAUCAUCAUAAAAUUAACGAUAAUGAAUUCGUGGAUUUUGGAAUUGUUGAAAAAUUUGAUAUAUUUAUGUAUAAGGGUACGAAAAAUUUUAAAUGUUAUUUAAUCAAAGUUAUAUCAUUAACCGAAUAUUCUUUUAUUCAAGAGGACUUUACUAGCUUUUCAAGAAAGGUAUUAGAAAUUAAUAAUGGAUUACAGCUUAUAAUUUUGCCUAAAUUACCGCAUAUUUGGAUAGCCGAUGGAUUUUAUAUUAUAUGGAAAAUAUGCAUUAAUAAUAUAUCAUCCAAAGAUUGUUCCCUGAAUUUUAUUAUAAAAACAGAAAAAGAUAUUACUCCAUAUGAAAAUACUUUGCAAUAUAAAGAUUUAUUAAAACUUAGUGAAUUGGGUUGGAUUGAAUAUGUGUUACCACAGUAUAUAAGCACACUAGAGUGUGAAUGGAUACAACCUUCAAUUGAAAUAAAAAAUGGUUUUAUUAAUAUGAAAAUAGAUUAUAUUCGAUUUUCAUUUAUAAAAACGUCUCAAUUACAUUUUAAAAUGGGAAAAUUUAUAUCAUAUUAUAAAUUACAUUCAAAUAUUCCAGAAGCAUUUGAAGAUAAAUACUUUCAAAAAAAAGAACUUGAAAAUUUACUUGAACUGGAAGAAAUUCUUAACCAUUUAUAA